Molecule: messenger RNA, 2754 nt
Organism: Dictyostelium discoideum AX4
Lineage: Eukaryota; Evosea; Eumycetozoa; Dictyosteliales; Dictyosteliaceae
Exons: 5
Coding region: 1-2754 (917 amino acids)
Source: RefSeq, a predicted model, not a curated record
AUGUCACAAUCAAUUAGUGAUAUUAAAUUAGUAAAAUUUUAUUAUAGACAUUAUAAAUUAGGACCACAAGAUUUUUGUAGAGAAUAUGGUGGAAAUGUUGAUGGAUUAAAUAAAUUUUUAACAGGAAAUUAUGAUUCAUUAGCAGCAAGAGAUGCAUUAAGAUCAUUUUGGGAGCGUUUUAAUACCAAUCAAUUAAUGAAAUCUCAAGCUGGUGAUGAAGAUGAUGGUGACGAAUUCAAUAGUACAUUUGGUGGUGGUGAUAGUAUGUUAUUGUCACCAAUUAAAGUCACAUCACCAAUGUCAUCAAGUAGUAGUAGUACAAACACAACCAAUAGUAAUGGGCAAAUCAUAGGUAACCGAUCAUUUUCAUCAUUAGCAGAGGCAACUAGUAAUGCAACAACAACAACAACAUCGACAACAACCACAGGUGGUAAACCAGAAUCAAAACGUGUUAGAAAUCUAUUGAAAACCUAUUACGGACCAGGUAUUGGUGAAGGUAGUGAUUCAUCAUCAAUGAAUGAUCCAUUGAAUAUCGAUGGUCCAUCAUUCAAUUUAAAUAGUUAUUUCGAUAGUAUCGUUAAAUCAAGUACACUCAACCAAUUAAUUCAAAAAGAUAAUCAAAUGGUAAGUGAAAUUCGUACAUUAGAUGGUGAUAUGAAAACAUUGGUCUAUGAUAACUAUACAAAAUUCAUCAAUGCUACCGAUAUCAUUAAGAAAAUGAAAACCAACGUUGAAAAUAUGGAAGAAGGUAUGGCUUUACUUUCAAAAAAUAUGGAUUUAAUUACAAAUUGUAGUGAAAAAAUUAAUUCAACUUUAUCUGUAAGAAGAGAUAGAAUUGAUCAAUUAAGUGGUUUACAAAAAUUUUUUCAAAAAUUACAAUUUUUAACAGCAUUACCAUCAAGUUUAAAUCAUUGUUUAGCAAUGCAAGCAUAUAAUCAAGCUGUUAGAUAUUAUAAUAGUAAUAGUGGUAUUUUAAAACAAUAUAGUCAUAUACCAUCAUUUCAAAAUAUUCAAAAUGAAUGUGAUUCAAUAAUGAAAACAAUGAAAGAUAAAUUAUAUGAAAGAUUAUCAAGUUUAUCUACAUCACAAACUGAUUGUGUUGAAUCAGCAGAAGUUUUAAUGGAUUUGUUAGAACCAGUUGAAUUGGUUAGAUCAAAAUAUUUAGAGAGUAGAAAACAUCAUACAAUUACAUUAUUAGAGAAUUUAGAAAAGAAAUCGGUUGAACAUAUUACAGAUUAUAUAAAGGAAUUGAAUGCAAAUUUCUUAUCGGAAUAUUCUUAUAAUAUCACUUCGUACAAGUCAUUGUUUAUAAAUAGAUUGGAUGGUAGUGAUAGUAAGAAGGAGAGACAACAAAGUUUACUUCAAUUGGAGGACUUUUCAAAGGACUUAUUCAACAAGUAUUUAAAUAUUGCAAAAUCGAAAUUAUCUUCAUUCAAAGAUCCAAUUGAAAAGAUUAUGGCAUUGGAGAUUAUUAAUUCCGAUGUUUCAAGAUUGGGUUCAGAGUUGUCCUCUCAUGAAAAGAUUACUAAUAUUAUCAAUUCCACAGUACAUGACCAAAUCGAUUUCUAUUUUGAUAAUCUUCAAAAAACAAUUAAAGAACAUAUUCAUCAAUUGAAUUCAACACUCAAUGAGAGGAGAGAUGAGGUGUUGGAGGGUCAUAAUCUACAAGAGCUAUCAGAUGCAACCUCAAAGGCAAUUGUAAAUGAUAUCAUUUUGCUAUUUGCAAAUUUGAAACCAUUCUUCCUUCCAACAGAAACUCAAUUCCUCUCAAGUUAUCAAGACACAAUCUUCACCAAAAUUCAAGUAAAACUACAACAAUUCUUUUUAUUUUUAGUUAAUAUUCACUUUUUAGAGUAUUUAGAUAUCAUUGCAACCACAUCCAACCGUGAGCAAUUUAGUGGUCGUUUCCUAUUGGUACUCUCAUCGAUUUGUUUAUACUUUGAAAAUAAAGGUAUCACAUUGGUCGUUCAAUUGAUGAGUGAAUUCAUAACGGUGGCAAAACAAGGUGCAAAGAAAGAACUCAACGUUUUCAGUUUCAAUGCUCCUGAUCUCUGUAAGAGAGUCAGAGAAACUGGUUUACAAAUUUUAAAUGUUUUCACUCGUUUAUCAAGUCAAAAAUUGGAUAAAAUCUUAAAGAAAGGUUUAGAAUCAAUUCCAAAUAAUAAUUGGUUAGUAUUGAAAGAACCAAGAGAUGUUAGAUCAGUAAAUGAUAUCUAUUUAGAAGAGAUACUAAAAUUCCAAAAUGAAACUUCAAAACUUUUACCAGUUAUAAAUCAUCAUCAUCAUUCUUUAAAAUCUCAUUCAAGAACUGGUAGUGGUGGUAAUAGUGUUUCUUCAAAUAACUCUUCCUCGAAUACACCAGAUGGUCAUAGAAGAAAUCCUUCAGCAUCAUCAUCAUCAUCAUCAAAUAAUACAAAUACAACUUUAUUCGAAAAGAAAGUUGACCAUGUCGAUUUUAAUACUCUUAGUGUUUUAAUUGCUAUCAUUAAACUUUCACUUAAAUCUUUUAAUGAAUCUUUAAGAUUAAAAACUUUUGGUACAAAUGGUUGUCAUCAAAUUCAAAUUGAUUUACAUUAUUUAAAAUUAUCAUUAUAUGAUUUAUUUGGAAGUAAUUCGUUUGAUAAUUUAUUACAAGAAUGUGAAAAUACUGUAACUGAAAGAUGCGUUGACCCAUUACCAUUGGCAAAAUCUAUUGUAUCAAAAAUUUGUGAAACAAAAAUGAAUAAAAAGAAAAAUAAUGAAGCUGAAAGCUAA